AUGGAGAAGCGGCAGACCAUGCUGCUGCCAGGUCUGGCCAACCAUCCGGCGGUGGGCCGGCUCGACCUGCGCUUCUGGGGCAGCGGCUCCGAGUCACAGAUCAGCCGCGGCCCACUCGGCUGCGGCUUCCCCGUCGUGGGCGACCACCCGUGGCUGGUGGCGCUCGGCUUCACAGGACCCGACGGCCGCAUCGUCUUUUCGUGCUCGGGCGCGCUCAUCAGCGACCAGCACGUGGUCACGUCGGCCCGCUGCGCACUCGGUACCCGUGGCUACACGCUCAGCACGGUCAGAUUGGGCGAGUACGACUUUAGUAGCCGGCGAGAUUGUGUCUGGUACGACCCGACCCUGCGCACGGAGGCCAGGGACGUGGCCGUCCACUCGCUCACCGUGCACCCCGACUUUGUCAACCGCCAGCGGAGCACCACCACGCACGUGAUGGACGAAGAGAAGCUAGCUGUGUACAACACCAGCUACUAUGGCCCGGAGCCGUGCCAGUACCGGCUGCUGUCGGAGGCGGACGGCGAGCCAAACCGCUGUCUAGGCUCUGGCACGCCGUGCGUGACUGACCUGGGCGCGCCCCUGGUGGCCCCCGACCAGUUCGGCUCGGCCUUCUUCCUGAUGGGCGUGGCCAGCAUGCCGCCGACGCAGAAAGAGUCCUGCCUGCCGGGAGCAUAG
Messenger RNA from Pollicipes pollicipes, 675 nucleotides. RefSeq lists its product as uncharacterized. NCBI's taxonomy places the organism in Eukaryota, Metazoa, Arthropoda, Thecostraca, Pollicipedomorpha, Pollicipedidae. Gene Ontology annotation, molecular function: serine-type endopeptidase activity. The transcript has 2 exons. The coding region runs from base 1 to 675 and encodes 224 amino acids. Gene Ontology annotation, biological process: proteolysis. The record is from RefSeq and is a predicted model, not a curated record.